Messenger RNA from Caenorhabditis remanei, 1008 nucleotides. RefSeq lists its product as uncharacterized. The record is from RefSeq and is a predicted model, not a curated record. The transcript is spliced from 3 exons. Bases 1 to 1008 code for a protein of 335 amino acids. Lineage: Eukaryota; Metazoa; Nematoda; Chromadorea; Rhabditida; Rhabditidae. Gene Ontology annotation, molecular function: protein binding.
AUGUCAUCUGAAAAGCUCUCGCUUCUGAAUAUGCCCGACGUCGUGAUGGGAAAUAUUUUGGUGUACUGUGAUUAUGAAAGCUAUCAAACAAUGCAAAAAACCUGUCACGACCUGCGAAAUUUCAUAGAUGACGCCACGUUAGAGCCCCAUGCCAACGCUAUCUACAUCACUAUGGAAACCGAUUUAAUAUCUCUCGAUAUCUAUUUUGACAACACCGACCAAUCUCUGAAACUGGAAUACAUCAGAAGAAAAGACGGUUGUCUAGUGGAGAGAUACUCUCGAAUCUCGAAAUUUCUGAAGAAUCAAAAUUAUAUCGAAGUUUUUUGUCAGGAUUUCCAGAUUUUUCUCAAUUAUCUGAAGAAUCAGAAGACACCGACGGCCUACAUGAAGUUUGUGGUUCAUGAUAAGGAUGACGUUGGGUUCUGCGAUAGAUUCAAGAAAAUUCUGAAUCCCCUGAAACCAUCUGAAAUCAAAAUCUCGCAUCUCUGUCUUCGAGUCCACAAUGAAUCUCAAGUCUUGUCAGUGCUUCCAUAUAUUUCUUCAAAGUUUUUGAAAAAGUUGGAAGUUAUCGAUUCGAGACGGACGGAUCUAGAUCUGGAUCUGACUGAAAUUGAAAAUCUGGAGCAGUGGAAGGCUGUGGAGGACUUGGAGAUCUAUUCGUUUCAUGUGAGGAAUCCGAAGAGAUUUUCAAGAUUUUUGAGGGCGAAGGCUAAUUUUAUGACGGUCACAGUGGAGGAGGUGGAGUUUUUGAAAAAGACUUUCCUUUCCUCGCCAGACUUCAAAUCCUGCAAGCUCACUUUCAUCUUCAUGGACGAUAUUCCUUCCAUCUUCCGCGCACUUGGCGCCCACUCCUUCACCGACCACGACUACAUUGGAAGAUCCAGAAGACGUUGGUUCUUCAGAAGUGACGACUCGGAGAAGGUACUUUCCAUUGAAGUUUACUCGGAUUUCAUUGAAUUUGAGAAUAUCGAUUGGGUUGAGGUUCCAGUUGGUGCAAUAGUUGUGUAA